AUGACGACCUCUUACUGGUGGCACUGGGUUGGUGGUGGCCAGGUGACACCAUGGCUGCGACGACAAGAGGUGGAGUGGGUGUGGCAGGGAAUGGGGCGCGGGCGUGGCCGGCGAUGGGGUGUGGCGCGGUGGGAGAAGGGCGCGCAGCGGGCCAGAGUGGAGCUGGCAGAUGCGAUUUUGAAGAAAGAGGCAGAGCAGGAGUGCGGUGUUGGUGAAGGCUAA
Molecule: messenger RNA, 222 nt
Organism: Miscanthus lutarioriparius
Lineage: Eukaryota; Viridiplantae; Streptophyta; Magnoliopsida; Poales; Poaceae
Source: the annotation of a GenBank genome assembly